UGAAUACACCAGUGGAGGGCAGUAGACGUCAUUUUUAAGCAAAUCUACGAGAACAAGAAGAAGAGGUGCAUCAACGGACUGGAAAGAUGGCUAAUGACAAGAGUCCACUGGGUCAACUCAAGGAUCUCGUGGAGUUAAAAGACCAGUUGGAGGACAUUCAGAAACGGGUAGAAGAUGAGAUACAGGCUGGAGUUCCUCCAGGGGGCAGUCUGCUGGCUUCUCCUUUCUUGAAGGGUUUUCUUGCUGGGUACGUUGUUGCUAGACUUCGCUCUUCAGCGCUGCUAGGCGUUGCCAUAGGCACGUGUACAGGGAUGUAUGCAGCUCAAAAUUAUGCUGUUCCCAACAUCGAAAACAUCAUUAAAGACUACAUACGCAACCUGAAAGGAGGACACAAGUAAGGAGGAGGAAAAUUGGAGCCAAACAACGGAGCAAAGCGAGCGUCAGACAUCUACAGAAAGAGUGUGCCAGUACAGCUCCACAUGGGAUCAGAAACAUAUAGAAAAAGCUUAAAACUUAUCAGAAUUUAAUGUGGUAUUUUUUUACUUUAAAUAUAUUCAAAUAAUAUAUAUAAAAAAUUUAUAAUUACACUAUUGAAUUUGGUAUAGAGUGAAAAAAACAGCUAUUCUUUUCCUUUAUAUAUAUAUAUAU
This is a messenger RNA of Maylandia zebra (zebra mbuna), 648 nucleotides long. Its product is annotated as SLC35A4 upstream open reading frame protein. The record is from RefSeq and is a predicted model, not a curated record. Lineage: Eukaryota; Metazoa; Chordata; Actinopteri; Cichliformes; Cichlidae.